AAUUUCACUGAUUACUGGCGAACAGCUGGAAAUGAUUAUAGGAUAGUCGCUAAAGAAACAUUUGAAGCAUUUAUCGAGAAGCGCGCAAAGGCUGGUCAGUUCUUAACUUUAGGAGGUAUGAAGUCUUAUACUUCUAUCAGGAAUCGUUUUAUGUAUCUCUUACGAACUAGAGAUUUAUUUCAUCGGAUUAAGUGGAUUCGUGUACGCAUAUCUCACAAAUCCUUCAGAAUCGAGUAUGUUAGAUUAGUUGUGCGAAUUACGUCAAUCAAUGACAAUUGUACCAGCCUCCAUACACAAUAA
Angiostrongylus costaricensis is the source of this 300-nucleotide messenger RNA. Lineage: Eukaryota; Metazoa; Nematoda; Chromadorea; Rhabditida; Metastrongylidae. The record is from the annotation of a GenBank genome assembly.